AUGCGCGGCAAUGCCGCGGCUGCUUCCUCUCCGCAGUCUGCGAGCAAGCACGACAUAGUCUCACCCAGCGCUUACUUUCAGACCACCCCGCCCGGCAUAAGUUAUCUGCAAUACUCGCUCGACAAAGAGCCCGAAUACCUGCCUCAGAUUCGUGAACUCAUCUCCAGAGACCUCUCGGAGCCCUACAGUAUCUAUGUUUAUCGAUACUUUCUCUAUCAGUGGGCGGAGCUCUGCUUCAUGGCCGUCGAUGCGACGGACAACAAUAAACUCGCGGGGGUGGUCAUUUGCAAGCUGGAGCCGCAUCGAGGAGGGCCGAUGAGAGGAUACAUUGCCAUGCUGGCUACGAAAGAAAAGUUUCGUGGCAAGGGGAUAGCGACGACGUUGGUCAGCAAAGCCAUUGAUCUCAUGAUUGCGAAGGACGCGGACGAGAUUGCGUUGGAGACGGAGGAGACCAAUACCGCAGCCAUGAAGUUGUACGAGCGCCUGGGGUUUCUCAGAAGCAAGAAAUUGCACCGGUACUAUCUCAAUGGGAAUAGCGCAUAUCGCCUGCUGCUCUAUCUCAAGGAGGGCGUGGGAGGGAUCCCGAUCGAGGAGGACUACCACGACAUAAAUCACCUGCCGUCAGGCGUGGAGGAUGAAAAGAAAUACCCACAUCACGAUCCCGCUCAGGCCACAUACAGUCGUGGAAUCAUAUGA
Cladophialophora carrionii CBS 160.54 is the source of this 696-nucleotide messenger RNA. RefSeq lists its product as uncharacterized. Gene Ontology annotation, biological process: N-terminal peptidyl-methionine acetylation. The transcript has a single exon. The record is from RefSeq and is a predicted model, not a curated record. The coding region runs from base 1 to 696 and encodes 231 amino acids. Gene Ontology annotation, cellular component: NatC complex. Lineage: Eukaryota; Fungi; Ascomycota; Eurotiomycetes; Chaetothyriales; Herpotrichiellaceae. Gene Ontology annotation, molecular function: protein-N-terminal amino-acid acetyltransferase activity.